Molecule: messenger RNA, 1374 nt
Organism: Dictyostelium discoideum AX4
Lineage: Eukaryota; Evosea; Eumycetozoa; Dictyosteliales; Dictyosteliaceae
Gene: tubA
Product: alpha tubulin
Exons: 2
Coding region: 1-1374 (457 amino acids)
Biological process (GO): microtubule-based process; cytoskeleton organization
Cellular component (GO): cytoskeleton; microtubule
Molecular function (GO): GTP binding; structural constituent of cytoskeleton
Source: RefSeq, a predicted model, not a curated record
AUGGGUCGUGAAAUUAUUUCAAUUCAUAUUGGUCAAGCAGGUGUCCAAGUAGGUAAUUCAUGUUGGGAACUUUACUGUUUAGAACAUGGUAUCGAACGUGAUGGUUCAAUUCCAGCUGAUCGUAAACAAUCAAGUGACGUCAACAACCUCAACAAAGAUUUAGGUACAUUCUUUAGCGAAUCAACCAAUGGUAAGAAAGUUGUCCCAAGAGCCAUCUUUUUAGAUUUGGAACCAACCGUAAUUGAUGAAAUUAGAACUGGUGAUUACAAGAAUCUCUUCCAUCCAGAACAACUCAUUACCGGUAAAGAAGAUGCUGCCAACAAUUAUGCUCGUGGUCACUACACCGUUGGUAAAGAAUUAAUCGAUGUUUGCGUCGAUCGUAUCAGACGUUUAGCCGAUCAAUGUGAUGGUCUCCAAGGUUUCCUCGUCUUCCACAGUGUUGGUGGUGGUACAGGUUCUGGUUUCGGUUCUUUAUUACUCCAAAAAUUAGCUCUCGACUAUGGUGGUAAAAAAUCAAAACUCGAUUUCUGUGUUUACCCAUCACCACAAGUUUCAACCUCUGUCGUUGAACCAUACAAUUCUGUACUUUCAACUCAUUCUUUAUUAGAACAUACUGAUGUUAGUUUUAUGUUGGAUAAUGAAGCAAUUUAUAAUAUUUGUAAGAAUUCAUUAGAUAUUGAAAAACCAACUUAUACCAAUUUGAAUCGUUUAAUUGCUCAAGUUAUUAGUUCAUUAACUUCAUCACUCCGUUUCCCAGGUCAAUUAAAUCUUGAUAUCAAUGAUAUUCAAACCAAUUUAGUUCCAUUCCCACGUCUUCACUUUGUACUCUGCUCAUAUGCACCAGUUAUCUCACGUGAAAAAGCUCACCACGAAACCAUCACUGUCGAUAACAUCACCAGUGCCGUCUUCUCUGAAAAGAACAUUAUGGCCAAAUGUCAACCAAAUCUUGGUAAAUAUAUGGCCUGUUGUUUAAUGUACAGAGGUGAUAUCGUACCAAAAGAAGCCCAAAAAGCCGUUCAAAACAUUCGUUCAGAGAAAUCAAGAAACGUUUCCUUUGUCGAUUGGUCCCCAACUGGUUUCAAAUGUGGUAUCAAUAAUCAAGCUCCAGUUUCAACCAAAGAUAGUGAAAUGGCUGAAGUCAAGAAGAGCGUUUGUAUGUUAUCAAACACCACCGCCAUCUCUCAAGUCUUCUCAAGAAUCAACCACAAAUUCGAUCUCAUGUUUGUCAAGAGAGCUUUCGUCCAUUGGUACGUUGGUGAAGGUAUGGAGGAAGGUGAGUUUGCUGAAGCUCGUGACGAUUUACUUGCUCUCGAAAAAGAUUAUGAAUCUGUUUCUGCCUCAACUGAAGGUGAAGAACAAGAAGAAGAAUAUUAA